GUGGACGGGCGCACGUUAGCUACGGCAGCGUGCGUUAGCAAGCAGUGGAACCAGACGGCACUAGAUGAGCGGCUCUGGGAGCUGAUCUGCACAAAGCACAACCGGAACCAACAACAGCAGCUCCGCGCCGUCGUCCUCGCUCUCGGCGGUUUCCGACGGCUCUACUCGCUUUACCUCUGGCCACUCUCAAAGCCGUCGCCGCCUCCAUCGUCGUCUUCUUCGACUCCAACUUCCGCCUGGCCUUGCCUUCCUCCGCCGCCUACUCGGCCGUUGAAAUACGCCGCUACGAACACUCGAUGGGGAAAAGAUGAAGUCAAUCUCUCGCUAUCGCUGUUAUCGAUUCGGUAUUAUGAGAAGAUGAACUUCAAAGCUAAUAAAUCAACUUAAUUGAUAAUUCAAUUUCAAAAUUUAACAUUUUAUUGUCCUAAUUUUUCAGCUUAUGGUUUGCUUUUAUUGUGUUGCAUCAUUUAUGCUUAGAUCUAUUAGAUCUAUUGAUUUGGAUCUAUAACUCUUAUGUAUCAUAUGUAAGCUUUUGAUAUUCCAAGCAGUUAAAUGUAAACUGAGCUCUGGUUAAUUCAAGUCACUGAUACUAAUUA
Molecule: messenger RNA, 596 nt
Organism: Nicotiana tabacum (common tobacco)
Lineage: Eukaryota; Viridiplantae; Streptophyta; Magnoliopsida; Solanales; Solanaceae
Product: F-box protein GID2-like
Biological process (GO): gibberellic acid mediated signaling pathway; regulation of gibberellic acid mediated signaling pathway
Cellular component (GO): SCF ubiquitin ligase complex
Molecular function (GO): protein binding
Source: RefSeq, a predicted model, not a curated record